AUGGAGAUUUGGAAGAAGACGGUGCUGGCCAUUAUGUCAGUGUCGAUUGUUUUAGGGAUAGGCGCAUAUUCAUACAUAUCCUAUGAAGGAGGAAAAUCUGCGAAGAAAGAAGCCCGGAAGAGCGCUGAAAGCCCAAAGCCGCACGCGAAUAAGCCCGUGAAACCUCUGAGAAAGGCACUUUCCCACAAGAAUGCCCCUUCUAUGCCGACAUUAAUCGAGGAAGCAGAGGCUGAAGAAAAAUGCGUAUGCACUGCUGAGGACUGCUCUGCCACUGUUUUGGUGCUCUCCGGUGCUUCGCCAGAGCUUCUUGAGUCGAAGGACGGGUCCUCUAGUGCUGAAGAGUCCAGCGAGGCCGAGCCCUCAGAGAAGUCGGCGGCGGAAUUUUUUGAAGAAACGUCCCCCAGAAAAAGCUGCAUACUCAUACCGUGUAACUUCGACAAGGACGGAGAAUCAGAAUUCAGCACUGGAAAUGUUGAAUGGAAGUACCACAGAGAGAACCUAGGAAAUAUGGGCAAGCCUUCAAAACUUAUGCAUGGCCCGGACAAUGGAAGUUUUGGCGUUGUGCGGAAUCCUAGGCACAUGCAGCCCAACUUAUUGGAUCAUGAAACCAUAGAAGAAGAGUCGUCACAUAGUGGUGCUGCCGACACAGAAAAAGAGGCUAAUUCAAAUAAGGCUGCCGACGUAGAGUAUAGUGCGCCGAUAGAUGAGAAAACGAAGAACGAUCCUGUGCCAGAGAAAGGCUCCUCCCCAGGCCCAAGCUCUAAUACUGUCAUAGAGGGAGAGGGAAAGGGAGAAUAUAACAAUGCUGUCGGCGCAAAGAACCCUACUAUACCGGAUGAGAAGGAGAAAAUCGGAAAAAGCGAUGAUGUGCUUCUUCCCAACCACUUAUCCGUGCUCCAACCAGAAAACAGCGAGCAGAAACCCGAACCAAAACAAAGUGAUUUAAAAGAGAGCAGCGGCACAUCCGAUUUAUCUGGGGCAAUGGAGCCAGAAAAAGCCGUGUCUGCUCAAAAUGAAAAUAUUCAAAGUUUGAAUGAAAAUCCCGCUGUAGAGAAAAGCAAAGAGUCUGAAGAGGAUAAAAAACCUUUUUCAAUAGACGAAGAAGGCACCCCUCUGCCCGUGCCCAUGCCUUUGCAGGAUCCAGAGCCUUCAUUGCCAAGUGCCGAUUCUAGCUCGGUUGAAGCCCCCAGUGAUUUAUGGGCGCAUCUCAGCAACAGAAUUGCUCCUAUUAUACCGCAGGCGAACUCAUCCCCGACUGUGCAGCACCCAACCCAUGAAGCUCUGCCGAAUGCCUCUACUGAAGGGGAGGCGGCAAGCACUUCAUUUUUGGGUGGCCAAAGCAAGAGUUUAAACGUACAGGUCCCAGAUGAGAAACAUAAAAUGCGGCCUGCCGAGGAAAGCACGGCCGGUACGCCUAGUCCUUCUGGCUCAAACGAGUCGCAGGGCUUGGAAAAGACUUCUACCCCCUCAAAAGACUCGGACCCUGCCAACACGGAAGAGCCAGCUCCUGCAAAUCCUGAAAUUGUGGCGCCCAGAAAAUCAGAAACACUAGAAAUAUCAGGUGCAAAUGAUCCUGUGCCCACCAAACAGAAAGAGCCAGCCCCUGCUAAGCCUGAAGUUAAACAGCUUGAGGAUCCGAAAAUCCCAGAGCCAUCUGAUUCCAGCCAUGCAAUAUCUAGCACACAGAAAGAGCCAGCAUCGGGUGAGAAAAAGGAUCCAAAACCAGCAAAUGAAGCUACGAGCUUGGAAGUUCCCGCAGUAGUUGGGCCAAAUGAUGUAGUUCCAGCAGAGCCAAAGAAUGCAGCACCGAGUGCCCCAGCUCCUGCUAAAGAAAUUAGUCCAACCCCAGCUAUAUCAACCCCUUCUGAACCAACCAAUCCAGCGAUAACUGAAACAAAGGAAGUAGCACCCCCUAAGCCAGUGUACGUGGUUCCAUUUGUGUCGGAUGAUGGUUCAUCAGAUAAGACAGAUCCAAAAGACUUAGAUAUGGCAAAAAAGGAUGUGGGCUUGUUCUCGAAUUCAGAUGAUCUGCCGCCUGUAGUACAUGACCCAAAGAAUGUAGAGCCUGCAGUGCCAGCUAAGCCAGCGGUCGAUCCAACACCGGCCGAUCCAAAGAAUCUAAGACCUGCUGUACCGCCUAAGCCAAUGGUUAAUCCAGCAUCGGCUAAGCCAAAACCUGCUGAUCCAAUGAAUCUAAGACCUGCAGUACCUUCUGAACAGACGGGUCCAAGCCCAGUUGAGUCAACACCGAAUAAGGAAAUAUCGAUUUAG
Messenger RNA from Nematocida major, 2271 nucleotides. RefSeq lists its product as uncharacterized. The record is from RefSeq and is a predicted model, not a curated record. Lineage: Eukaryota; Fungi; Microsporidia. Bases 1 to 2271 code for a protein of 756 amino acids. The transcript has a single exon.